AUGGCAGAUCUAAACGAGAAGUUUGCUGAGCGCGAGCAGUCCACCUGCGAGAAAGGAGCCUUGGAAGAGCUUCAGUCGCAGUCUCCCUUCUCUGCAGAUGCUGAAAAAAAGCUCAUUCGCAAGGUCGACUUGAUGCUACUUCCAAUCAUGCUCUUCGCGUAUAUGAUGGCCUUUCUCGACAAGCAGGCGCUGAACUACACCUCUCUCAUGGGCCUCAGGGAGGACCUCGGUCUUGUGGGAUCACAGUACAGCUGGUCUUCCAGCAUCUUCUACUUUGGUUACCUCUUCUUUAGCCCGAUCGCCUCCAUGUUACUGGUCAAAUUUCCCCUAGGGAAAUACCUCGCCAUGAACUUUAUCAUCUGGUCCGUCGUCCUUGCCUGCCACGCCGCAACAACAAACUUCACCGGGAUCAUGAUCACCCGGUUCUUCCUGGGUGUUACGGAGGCCAGCAUCUCUCCAGGCUUCAGUCUGAUUACCUCACUGUGGUAUCGAUCCUCGGAGCAACCGCUGCGUCACGGUAUCUGGUUCUGUGGAAACUCGCUCUCGUUAAUUUUCGGCAACUUGAUUGCUGUUGGAAUUUGGCAGAUUGAUAGCGGUAUAAAGCCGUGGCAGUGGCUUUUUAUCAUCUUUGGCCUGGUCACCUUUCUAUGGGGCAUUCUCAUGCUGUUCCGGCUCCCGGAUUCUCCCACCAAUGCCAAGUUCCUUACAGAAGAAGAGCGCGCAAUUGCACUCCACCGACUGGCCUCGAAUAAAGCGGGCUUCAAAUCAAACCAGAUCAACCGCGACCAGAUCAUUGAGGCUUUCGUCGAUCCGAAGACAUAUCUACUCGCCGUAUACAUCCUGGCCGCUAAUAUCCCGAAUGGCGGGUUUACUACGUUCUCAGGUCUCAUCCUCAAGGGCUUCGGAUACAAUACAUUCCAUACACUUCUGCUGGGUAUCCCGGGUGGAUUCGUCGUCUUCCUGCUUGUGCUGUCAUCAGCCCUGAUAGCUUCGAAGGUUCGCAACAGUCGCCUUAUCGUCUCGAUCGUAAUGACCAUCCUAAGUGUGGUGGGCAGCGCCCUUGUGUACUCAACAUCGGCAACCGCCUCUCGCUACAUCGGCCUAAUCCUCAUGGGGGCCUACUCCGCCGCACUGCCCGUAUUAAUGGCCAUGAUAAGUUCGAAUGUUGGGGGUUUUACCAAGCGGUCCACGGUGAAUGCCAUCUUCUUUGUCAUGUACUGCGUCGGGAAUGUUAUUGGGCCGCAGCUGUUUUUUGAAAGCGAGGCCCCAAGAUAUCAGAGUGGGCUGCAAGCAAUACUGAUCUGUCUCGUGGUGGUGGUCGUAGAUUGCAUUGCCUUAUUGGUCUAUUUGCGCAGGGAGAAUGUGAAGAGAGACAGGCUGGGGGUAGAUGGGCUCGAGGAGACCGGUGAGGGAGACGAUGAACUGAGAGAUCUGACCGACCUCAAGAAUCCGGCGUUUAGAUAUGUUUACUAG
This is a messenger RNA of Aspergillus calidoustus, 1473 nucleotides long. Lineage: Eukaryota; Fungi; Ascomycota; Eurotiomycetes; Eurotiales; Aspergillaceae. The record is from the annotation of a GenBank genome assembly.